Haliotis rubra (blacklip abalone) is the source of this 1755-nucleotide messenger RNA. Its product is annotated as bile salt-activated lipase-like. Gene Ontology annotation, molecular function: hydrolase activity. NCBI's taxonomy places the organism in Eukaryota, Metazoa, Mollusca, Gastropoda, Lepetellida, Haliotidae. The coding region runs from base 1 to 1755 and encodes 584 amino acids. The transcript has 4 exons. The record is from RefSeq and is a predicted model, not a curated record.
AUGAGAUUAUCGGCAGCUGUGCAACGACUGCAGCUUCAGAUAAUUGGCAGUUGUCAACGACUGCAACAUGAGAUUAUCGGCAGCUGUGCAACGACUGCAGCUUCAGAUUACCGGCAGUUGUGCAACGACGGCAGCUUCAGAUUACCGGCAGCUGUGCAACGACUGCAGCUUCAGAUUAUCGGCAGUUGUGCAACGACUGCAGCUUCAGAUUACCGGCAGCUGUGCAACGACUGCAAUUUCAGAUUACCGGCCGCUGUGCAACGACAGCACCAUGAGAUUAUCCGUCAUAGUUGUGACCAUCCAAUAUCGCUUGGGCUGCUUGGGUUCCUCAGCACAGAGGACGAUGUGUCAGCGGGAAACUAUGGCCUCUGGGACCAACAUCUUGCUCUGCAAUGGAUUAAAAAAACCAUUGCAUCUUUUGGCGGGGACAUCAAGAGUAUUACCCUCAUGGGAGAAUCAGCAGGAUCAGAGGACAGUCAUGCAGAGCAGGGCGAUUCCGCAUCCAUGAUCGCCUGUCUGAGGACCGUGUCUGCGAAGAAGUUGACUGCAGCAUCAUGGCCAAUGGCCUCAAUUGCGGAAACCAGUAACAUACCUGUAAUUGUCUGGAUACAUGGAGGGGGAUUCAUUGGUGGGGAUGCUUUCACCUUUGAUCCUUCAUCGAUCGUUGCCCAUGGUCAGGUAAUAGUGGUGACCAUCCAAUAUCGUUUGGGGCCGCUCGGGUUCCUCAGCACAAAGGACAAAGUGUCAGCCGGAAACUAUGGCCUCUGGGACCAACAUCUUGCUCUGCAAUGGGUUAAGAAGAAUAUUGCAUCUUUUGGCGGGGACAUCAACAGCAUUACCCUCAUGGGAGAAUCAGCAGGAUCCGCUAGUGUGGCAUUCCAGGCUUUGUACACAGGGUCCAAGGAUUUGUUUCAGAGGAUAAUCAUGCAGAGCGGGUCUGCCUCGUUCUCAUGGGCUCACACAAGGAACCCUCUGAAAUAUGCUCGACAACUGGCUCAUAAGCUUAACUGUUUCUCCCAGAGCGACCCGGCAUCAAUGCUCACCUGUCUGAGGAGUAUUCCUGCCAAGAAGUUGGUUGCAGCAUCAUGGCCAAUGGGAAAUGAACCCGUCACAGCAUUAUUCCAGUUCUAUUUUAUACCAACUAUUGAUGGGGUGUUUGUCAAGGACGAUCCGCUAAAGCUAAUGAACUCCCCAGGUUAUUUAAAGCAGGUAGGACUUCAAAAUCUGGACUGCAUGGUGUCGGUGGUAAGCAAUGAAGGUGGACUGAUUCAAAUAGUUACAAAAGCAGCUGAUAAACAGUUCCACUCCUCAUUAUCCUCAUCAGUUGAGAACAAUCGAUUCUACAGAAACAUCUUCAUCCCAGCGAUUCUACAGCUAUAUUUCGGAACAUCCUCUUCUGACAUGACACAGGCCGUGGCUAAGGUGUAUGCCCCCUCUCAAAGUCAUACUGUUACUCUUCAGGCAGGAAUGAACACUCUUGGUGAUGUUGGAAUGGUUGCACCAGCGACACUCUUUGCCAGGGCUCAUUCAAAGCUGACCAGCAGCUCCAAAACGGGGAAGAAGACCUACAUGUAUGUGUUUGACCACAUCCCAUCCUUUAUCAUUGGUCAUGGCAAGGGGAUGGAUCAUGGUGAAGACCUCAUGUACACGUUUGGUCUCAGCAAAGCCUACCUCGCUGCUAUGACAAAGGCGUUCCCCAACACAAUAACAGAUCCAGACCAAUCCGAAAAGAAGCUUGCACAUAUGAUGAUGUGA